AUGGGCUCACGCUACCUUUUACGGAUAUGUUAUGAUGGAUCUCGAUUUACUGAGAUGGCUAAAAAUCCUAACAGAACUAGUGUUAUAAGUACACUUGAAAAAGUAAUUUCAAGUAUAGCAUUCAAUGGCCAUUCAUCUGAAGUUUUUUGUUCACCAAGCAGCAGAACCGAUGCCGGAGUUCAUGCUCUUAAUAAUGCAGUUUUAUUGCGGCUUCCUCAAAGCAAAGAUUUGGUUUCUAAUAAAGAAGAAUUUUUGAAUGAGUAUUGUCAUAGAGUAGCUUUAGGAUUUAGUUGUAGACAACAUGUUAGUUAUCGAAUUUACACCUAUAGGCUUGCUAUAGCAAAAAAUUUUGACAUUUUUUAUAAUCGUAAAAAAUUUCCAUCAUUAGUAUGUUCAACAGAAAGAGAUUAUUCAUGGAUAUUACCACCUGGUUUUAAUACAGGCAAAGCUCAAGAAGCAUGUAAUAUGUUAAAAGGCGUUCAUAAUAUGGCGAGUUUUUUUAAACAUAGUUGUAGAGAUAGAAAUGAAAUUUUAGCUUCAGUUGGUAUUGGAAAAGCAAAAGUUUUAGACAAUAAUUUUUAUGAUUAUGUUAAUAUUUCUAUUGUUUCUAGAUCUUUUGUAAGACAGCAAAUUCGAAGAAUGUUAUCACUUAUUGUUGAAUAUAGUUAUGGUAAAAUAAAUACGUCUACUAUCAAAUAUUUUUUGAAUAAUCCCAACCCAUCAAAUUUUUAUAAAUUAAAAGUUUGUGUUGCACCUCCAAAUGGAUUAUUUUUAACAGAUGUUGUUUAUGAUCCUCGAAUGUUUACACAACCUAUUCCUUAUUGUAUAAGUCCUUGGGAUCCCCGUAAAGGUGAAGAAGAGUUAGAUGAUUUGAUUCUGAAAGAUCCUUAA
This is a messenger RNA of Strongyloides ratti, 891 nucleotides long. Its product is annotated as tRNA pseudouridine synthase-like 1. Lineage: Eukaryota; Metazoa; Nematoda; Chromadorea; Rhabditida; Strongyloididae. Bases 1 to 891 code for a protein of 296 amino acids. The transcript has 4 exons. Gene Ontology annotation, molecular function: RNA binding; pseudouridine synthase activity. The record is from RefSeq and is a predicted model, not a curated record. Gene Ontology annotation, biological process: tRNA pseudouridine synthesis.